Fonticula alba is the source of this 3450-nucleotide messenger RNA. RefSeq lists its product as hypothetical. The transcript is spliced from 7 exons. Lineage: Eukaryota; Rotosphaerida; Fonticulaceae. Bases 70 to 3366 code for a protein of 1098 amino acids. The record is from RefSeq and is a predicted model, not a curated record.
CCCCCCCUCCCGUCCUUCGCCCACCCACCCCGGCCCCUUUCAGACAGCCUCGACCACCCGCUUUACGCAAUGGCCGGGCUUGUCCUCCCCUCCUCGCCGAGGGCGGCGGUCCUGCUCGGGCUGAUGGCGCUCUUUGCCAUCUGCUCGAUGCUUCCGCUGUCCUUCGCCGCGGCCGCCGAUAGCGAGCCGUGCACUUUGGAGGAUAUUGCCACCAGCUAUACCCCCUGUAUGGCGAACAAGCGCUCCGCCUACUACUACUGGCGUCGCUCUUGUGACACAGACACCUCCGAUGUCAAGCUCCCCCAAACCAAGGACAACCUUCCGUGCGAUCUGGUCUGUGAGCCUGGCACCUUCCUGCCAUUUGCGUCGCUCGAGUGCUCUCAAUGCCAGCCUGGCUUCUACAGUCUCGGCGGGUCGGAGAUGUUCGGCGGUGGCAUUGACCCGAGCACCGGCGAGGGCGGCUGGCAGCCUCUGCCCCCGCAGUUUGUCUCGGAGUGCUCCUCCACCACCGGGUCCACCAGCGCGUGGAACUUCCAAGCCAUGGCCUCCCCGAAGUCCAUGGACGCAUCUGUCGAGGCCUCGUGCAACAGCUGGGCAUCCAACUCGAAUGGCACCAGUCUGGCCUCCGGUGACAACCGCGCUGCCCAUAAUUUCUCUGCCAACCUCCACCUGAACGUCGUGUUUGUUCGUGAGACCGGCAACCUUAUCCGCUUCACCUACAAGGUGGAUGCCGAGCGUGGCUAUGAUGGGCUCAUCUUCUACAUCGACAACAAGGCGGUCCUCCCGUUGACCUCCUACGCCCCUUGGACCACUGUGGAGUUCCCGGUUACCUCGGGACACCAUGCUUUCCGGUGGUCUUACGUCAAGGACAGCUCGGUUACCUUUGGCCAGGACAUGGCACUGAUUGAUUCGAUUGUGGCCGUCGGUGCUUCCUUCGCGUCGGAUCACUGCUCGUCUUGCCCGCCAGGCUCGGCAACCGCCGAGCAUGGUAGCACCGCCUGCAACAAUUGCGACUAUAACGCCUUUUCGCCGGCCCCCGGCGGUGCCACCCAGUGCCAGGCCUGCCCUGAGCAUACAUACUCCUUCCGUGGCGCGGCCGAGUGCAACAGCCAUGUUGCCUGCAAGUCCACCGACUUCUAUCCCAACUUUGGUGCCUGCUCCGCUUCUACCCUCACCCGCCCGGUGACCUUCUCCCUUGCGGAAAUUGUGCAGAACCACAUCCCUGUGUGUGAUAUCACGCUGCCCGGCAGCGCGCAGGUCCCGGAGCCCACUGAGGAUGAGUGCACGUGUGAGCAGGGGCAGUUCUUGAACACGGCCACGGCCACCUGCGAGUCGUGCCCUGUCGGAUCGGCUCUCGUUGCCGACCCGGCUCCUGGGGCUCCUGCGUGUGAGAUCUGCCCGGCUGGCACGGCCGCCGUCCGCGUGGAGUCUGUGACCGAGUGGUCUGCCCUUCCGGCCGGGUUCUCCACCUACUGCGAUGGUGGGUGUGAUCAGUCUGGCUGGAUCCUGCGUGGCAACCGAAUUGUUUCCGGCUACGGCCAGGGCGACGCCAUGGAUUCGGUGCUGCAGUUCACCCGUGUCUUCCUCCAGCCUGGCACUUUUGAGAUUGAGUAUGAUCUCUUCUGCAGUGCGGUCGGCAACCGGGUUUGCAUCAUGUACCUGAACAUGGACAACCUGGAUGAUGACAUUGCCGACCCUGAGACCUAUGCCCUGAACAGGACCAACGGCUCGCGCGUCACGCGCACCUUCACCAUCAUGACCCCCGGGACGUAUACCUUCUCCGUUGUCUUCCACCUGGGUGCGGUGGCACAUGUGCGCAACAAUGUGGCCCGCAUUUACCGGAUGGCCUUCAAGGGUGUGGAUGCCGGCUCGGCUCCGGUCUGUGAGCCGUGCAUGCUGGGCUUUGGCUCGGAGCCCGGGUCUCAGCAGUGUUCCCCCUGCCCGGUUGGCACCUACGCCCCGACCAUCGGGUCCGGCUGCAAGCCGGUGCCGGAGGGCUUCUUCACCGAUGUCCCUGGGGCUUCGACUCCGAUUGCCUGUGGCUCGGGCACCACUUCCAAGCCGGAUGGCACCGGCUGCCUGACGGACUGCCUAUAUCAUGCCAUGGCACAGUUUGAGCCGCUUCCUGGCAAGCCGGAGGGCGAUGCCCCCUCGUCGGAGGCCGGCACCCCCCGGACUUGGGAUCUCAAUCCCCUGUACAAUCCGGAGCUGAUGUACUUCGCCGGAACCGACUCGAUCGGGCACCAGUACUUCCUGAAUGUCUGUGGCACCAAGCACUCCAGUGUGGUCUGCUAUGAUGCGUCGGGCAUUCCGAUUCCCACUUUCGCUUGCCAGCAUGUCUUCGACGGCAAGUACUCCGUGGACCUGGGCCGGGUGAUUGGCUUCCAGCCAUUGGACCCGGCCAUGGUGGAUCUGGCCCGGCGUACUCGGCCCAAUGAGCCGUGGCCCGCCAAUCCCCUGGGGCUGACGCUGAUCUUCACGGAGGGCACGCUCGGGUGCGCGGCGUCGCAUGGCGGUCGCGCCAUCCCCCGGCGCACUGAUGUGACCAUGGUCUGCGAUCCGGAUGCCGGUAUCGGCAUGCCGGUGCCGAUUGCUGGCGGCGAUACGGCCGAGCUGGAGCCCCGUAGCUGCCGGUACAGCUUCGUCUGGCGGUCGACCCACGCCUGCCCGGUGUGUGUGGAUGAGGAUUUCGAGCUGGUGCGCGGCGAGUGUGUCGAUGGGAUUCGCAACAUUUCCGCCAAGCGGGUGCGCCCGUGCGCCGGGGCGGUGUCCAUUCCGCCGAUUCUGGAGCCGUGCUUCCUUUGCCCGGUCGACGGGGAGGGCCGCAUGUGCGGUGGCCAUGGUGUGUGCGACGAGCAGACCGGCACGUGUGCCUGUGCCGCCAACUGGAGCGGCGAGACGUGCGAGAGCUGUGAUGCCGGUGUCUUCGGCCCGGAGUGUUCGCAGUUCUGCCCGGGUGGUGUGGACAAUGUGUGCAGUGGCCAUGGGUCCUGCUCCAGUGGUCGCACGGGCACCGGGAUUUGCUCCUGCUCGGUCGGUUGGACCGGGGACCAGUGUAACUCCUGUGCCGAGGGCUUCGAGGGGGAUACCUGCGAGCCUAUCCCGGCCACCAUUCGUGAUGUGGUUCCCUGGUGGGCCUUCCUGGUGGGCUUCCUUGGUCUGAUGCUCCUGGCCCUGCUGCUGGGUCUGGUGUGGUACCAGAAGCGUCGUGCCGAGCACAAGUACUCCCUGCUGCUGGGUAGCCAGCCGCUUGAGAUGGAUGUCGGUUUUGCCGGGUCCAAGGAUGGUCACCUGGCCCUGGGCGAGGAGUUCCAUCUGCCGGAGGAUGACGAUGAAGACAUCCUCGGCGUCGGUGCUGGUAUCUAGAAGGAUUUAGGCAUGUACACGAGGGGGAGGGGAGAAAGAUAAAGAAAGACCCCAUCCUUUUCGGUGGUGCGCCUCUCCCCCCCC